Molecule: messenger RNA, 1924 nt
Organism: Cololabis saira (Pacific saury)
Lineage: Eukaryota; Metazoa; Chordata; Actinopteri; Beloniformes; Belonidae
Gene: dhrs9
Product: dehydrogenase/reductase (SDR family) member 9
Exons: 5
Coding region: 157-1116 (319 amino acids)
Molecular function (GO): oxidoreductase activity
Source: RefSeq, a predicted model, not a curated record
AUGUGAAACUAACUUCAGCGUCGUGUGAAGCACCAAAUGAAAUGCAGAGGGAGAGCAAACUUUAAACGGAUUUUCCACCGUCUUCCCGGUCUUUCAACUCCAGCUCUGCAGAUUCACCACUCUAAUUGUUGCACUGACGGAGAAUAGGACACGAAAAUGUUCUCGUUUCUUCUGGUACUGGUGGCCGUUUGGUUCGUUUAUCGCUGGUUCAAAGAGACCAAAAGAGUUUCCAACAAGCAAGAUAAAUACGUGUACAUCACUGGCUGCGACUCUGGGUUCGGGAACAACCUGGCGAAACAUCUGGACAAGCUGGGCUUCUGCGUGAUUGCGGGUUGUUACACGGAGAAGGGCGAGGUUGAGCUGAAAAAGAUCUCCUCAGAGAGGCUGACGACCUUUUCCCUGGAUGUCACCAAGUCUGAGAGCGUCAGCAAAGUGGCGGCUUCCAUCAAGGCUCUGGUGAAAGAGAAGGGCCUGUGGGCUGUUGUGAACAACGCUGGAGUGGCUACCCCGUCUGGUCCCACGGACUGGCUCACCAUAGAGGACUACAAGUCGAUGCUGGCUGUGAAUCUGAACGGCGUGAUCGACGUGACGCUGAGCGUCCUUCCCCUCAUCAAGAAGGCAAAGGGCAGAGUCGUUAACGUUGCCAGCGUGUUUGGGCGCAUCAGCCCGUUCGGUGGACCUUACUGCGUGUCCAAGUACGCCGUAGAGUCCUUCAAUGACAGUCUGCGUAUAAACAUGGCACCGUUUGGAGUCAAAGUCAUGUGCAUCGAGCCAGGCUUUUUCAAAACAAGCGUCACCGAUACAGAUAUUCUAAAGAAAAACCUGAGGAUGCUCUGGGACAGAUUACCUCAGGAUGUAAAGGACGACUAUGGACCUGAUUACAUGCAGAUAUCUCUCAAAGAGUUGGACAACAGGUUCCAGCAGUUGACGGACUCGGACCUGAUGAAGGUGGUCAGCUGCAUGGAGCACGCUGUCGCCGCCGUUCACCCUCGCUACCGCUACUCCCCCGGAUGGGACGCAAAGUUUGUGUGGUUGCCGCUGUCCUACAUGCCUACCUGCAUCUCAGAUGGACUUUUCCUAAAGAACGCCCCCAAACUGAAAAUAUCCGCCCCGUAGUUUACGCAACAUCAGUACCGGAGUAAACACUCAAAGCUUAUCUGACGAUCACUUGUUUUUCAUGCUCGCUACAAUAGCUUUGAUUCUGUCCAUUAUCAUGUGCUCUUUAUGGAUCUAGCACAUAUAUAAGCAGUGAAUAGGCCAGACAAUCAUUUACUAACAGCCUUUACAUCAUAAAGUUAUGAUGCAAUUGUUACAAUGUCUUUAUCACCUCUGUUAAUAUGUAACACUUUCAUUCUGGAAGUUUUGUCUCACUUAUAAAUAAAAUGGCUUUAAGAUUAUGUUCAGUAUAUUAGUCCCGGAUUUAAACGCAGACAGCAGUGUCUGUAACUUUUGCUCUGAGAGAGUUUCAAAGUCAAUUUAAGGUUAAAACGGGCAGUGCUGUUAUCAAAAUCAAUAGUCGUGUAAUCUUGUUUAUUGUAUUGCACAACACCAUGUUGGGGGACCGUUUACCCCUGCCGUCCUGUCCAAUAUGGACCUUGACUCUGCAAUCACGCUGCGUAACACCACGUGGAGCGUUAAGUUUGUUUAGAGAGGAUUGUCCGUGGAGUUAAUUCGUACAGUCGCAGGUGAGGAAGCCACUCCGUCCCUGAAGCUGUAAACAUGGUAUGUUAUUGUUAUUAUAUGUUAUGCUGCUUGAGUUAUUUGGCACUGAUUGCCAUCGUGUGCACAUAUUAAAGGUUAAACUGUUGAAAGGAUCAAUUGAAUUUCUUCUUUUCUUUUUCCUGCACAAAUGUAGUUUAACGUGGUUUAAUGCCAUCUGGUGGAUGAUUGGAAAUGUUCUCAUUAAAGAACCAGGUUCCCUUCU